GGAAGCUGGCUAGACAUAGGAAGUGCAACAGCAAAGAGGAACCAAUGACAAGUGUGAGUUGUCCUUCAUUUGGAGAGAAUUGCCAAGACAUGAAAUCCCGGUGAGAUAACAAAAAGGCAAACGAAGGCACACAAAUCGAAUGAGUAGCAUGGAGAUGAUUUUCCUAAUGUUGGUCUGUCUACUGGGAGGGUUAUGGGAGACUGAAGCUAUCACAGUGACAGGAGAGUUGGAAAAGGCAAUCACAAUAAAAUGCUCACACGUCAACGCAUUUUCCAACGUCAAAUAUUUCUGCAAGGGAACAUGUAAAAAUGAAGACAUGUUGAUAAGAAGCACAAAAGAGAAGGAGGCUUCGAAUGACAAAUACAGCAUUAGAGAUGACGGAAACACAUUCUACGUCACCAUUUCUCAUCUGACAGACAAUGACUCAGGAACUUACUGGUGUGGAAUAGACAGAUAUGGUAUAGACACAUACAAUGAAAUAAUCCUCACAGUAGUAGAGGGAAACAAAAGCACCCCAGAGACACCACAAACAAUUUCAAAUACAAAAGCGUCCUCCUCUAAGAAGCUGGUGUACAUUGGAGCAGGUCUCGGAGUGGUUGUGCUGGCUCUGGCGAUGGUCCUUCUCAUAUUCUUCAGACAUCGGAGCAGAGACAUCAGUGCAUCUCCUGGAAAGGUCCAGGACACAGUCUAUGCAACACCAUUCUGUCAGAAACAAGAUGCUCACCACAUCACUACUUCCUCUUCAACAAUCAAUGAGCAUCAAGAAACAGAUGGCAGGACAAACAACAUCUGCAGCUCGUCAUCUGUGCAGCACCAAGACAAUGUUUUCACCAACGUGACCGUUUCAUCAGCGUCUGAAAUCCAACCGGACAGCCUCCUCUACUCCACUGUUAGCUUCGACAAACACACUGAUUGCACUGUCACAGUUCACACAGCAGCGGUUACGUACUCCGCCAUUAAUUACAUAACAACAGAUGAAUCAGCAGUCUAUUGCAAUGUCGGAACUCAGAGCUGAUCACUUCAUUAUUAAGUGCAAAUCUCCCUUUGUUGUAAGAGUUUGUGUUACGCUAAACAUCAACACGUUUCUGUUCUGUUUCAAGUAUUAUCUGUGUGUUUCCAUUUAUGUCUGACUGUGGUGAAUAAAUAGCACACACACACACACACACACACACACACACACACACACACACACACACACACACACACACACACACACACACACACACACAGACAGCUUGAAGAGGGUGGAAACUGAAAAAGUGAUAUGAACAAAGGAAGGGGCUACUCCUACAGCUCUGACCUAGCUUACCCACACUUUAUAAUUAACCUCAGCAAUGUUCAUUGUGGGGCUCCAGUGGUGUCUUUUGAAAAAGAUGAAAGCUUUAGAUCGAUUUUGCUGAAUUGGUCUGAGAGUUGGUGAAGGGCAGAGAAAUUAAAGAUAUUUAUUGUACAAUAUAUUGUUUAUUUUUCUUGGGAAGCAGUCAGACGCCAACAAUAUACACCUAUCAGCCCAGGAGGGGACACUGAUUAAGACCCUCUCCCACUAUGGACCUGGGUAUAUUUCUCUAAAGGUUAUUAUGGUAAAAGGUGGAUUCUCAUUCAAAUCACUGGUAAAGAGCUCAAAGAAGGGAAGUAUCUCUCCAUCAUGAUACCAAACAAAGAAACCUGCAUAUGACCAUAUCCUGAACUUGAAUAAUAGUAGGAAAUUAAACCAGUAAAAAGUUUGAGCCUUUAAUCAAGCUCAAAGUCUACAAAAGUAUGUCAAAAUCUUUAUUUGAGAGCUCCUGCAGUUCUAAAAGCUCCACUGGUCCCCCUUAAAUCUUCCUAUUUCACACCGUGUGUAAUAGAUAGAGUUCAGGAAUGCCCAACAAUUAUAUACUGAUUUUCUGGUGGCUCAGUGUCAGAGAGUGCCAGCAAUAGAUCACUGUCGUCCACACCACCUGAACAUAUGCAUACAGCUGACACCUCACACUCAACAACCAAAAUUAUUUUUUUAUGAAAAAAGUCUGUCUUUGUGAUUGGCAAUGCAAGUUUAUUUGUACAUCCCCUUAUAAAUGCAGGAAAUUAGAAUGCUUCAUAUUAGAACUGCACUGAAACUGUUAUAUCACCUGUUUCCUUUUUCAGAAGUUUGUUACUGACACGUUUUAAAAAGGGGAAAUGUAUGCUCCAGGCUUGUGUGUUAUUUAAAGAUACUAAAUGCAUUCUACAAGUUCAUUUUCAUAUUGAACUGAAGUAAGAAUAAGCAGUCAUGAUAAAUUAAAGAGUGCUCUGGA
Dicentrarchus labrax (European seabass) is the source of this 2273-nucleotide messenger RNA. RefSeq names its product CMRF35-like molecule 7. The coding region runs from base 140 to 1015 and encodes 291 amino acids. Lineage: Eukaryota; Metazoa; Chordata; Actinopteri; Moronidae. The record is from RefSeq and is a predicted model, not a curated record. The transcript has 5 exons.